Messenger RNA from Ornithorhynchus anatinus (platypus), 2170 nucleotides. RefSeq names its product calcineurin like EF-hand protein 1 (gene CHP1). Gene Ontology annotation, molecular function: calcium ion binding. The record is from RefSeq and is a predicted model, not a curated record. Bases 138 to 725 code for a protein of 195 amino acids. The transcript has 7 exons. Lineage: Eukaryota; Metazoa; Chordata; Mammalia; Monotremata; Ornithorhynchidae.
CGGCCCCGGCGGGGAGGGGGCGGGGUCUCGGGUUGGGGGAGGAGAGACGAAGAGGCCCGGUGGGGGCCAUUCCCCUGCUCGGCCGGUCCGGGGACGGCACCGUGACCCUUGACCUCUGACCCCGCGCGCCCCCCGCCAUGGGGUCUCGGGCCUCCACCCUGCUGCGCGACGAGGAGCUGGAGGAGAUCAAAAAGGAGACCGGCUUUUCCCACAGUCAGAUCACCCGCCUGUACAGCCGAUUCACCAGCCUGGACAAAGGAGAGAAUGGGACGCUCAGCCGGGAAGACUUUCAGCGCAUCCCAGAACUCGCCAUCAACCCUCUCGGAGACCGGAUCAUCAACGCCUUCUUCCCAGAGGGAGAGGACCAGGUCAACUUUCGGGGGUUCAUGAGGACGCUGGCUCACUUCCGGCCCAUCGAGGAUAACGAAAAGAGCAAAGACGUCAACGGCCCAGAGCCGCUGAACAGCCGGAGCAACAAGCUGCACUUCGCCUUUCGACUCUACGACUUGGAUAAAGACGACAAGAUCUCCCGUGACGAAUUGCUGCAGGUGCUGCGCAUGAUGGUGGGCGUGAACAUCUCUGACGAGCAGCUGGGCAGCAUCGCCGACAGGACCAUCCAGGAAGCCGACCAGGACGGAGACAGCGCCAUCUCCUUCACGGAGUUCGUCAAGGUGCUGGAGAAGGUGGACGUGGAGCAGAAAAUGAGCAUUCGGUUCCUUCACUGAUGGACGAGGCCCCACCCUCUCCCUUCCUCUCUAGUAUUUAAGAAGUGGAACGUCAGUCUUCCCCACUGCCAUGGUCCCCCCACCCCAGCGCCCCCGCUGCUCCCGCAUGACCCACGCUACCCCCUCUCCACCCCGGCCCGGGGCUGGAGGAUGCGGGGAGAUGGCACCUCCCCCCUCCCCGCUUUGCCGGUCCCCUGCAACUCUGCCGCGGGGCGGGAGCUGUGAGCCGGCCGUGGCUCAGUCAGGCUUCCCCCCCCGCCGGGGCUCGGGUCGCCGCCCGCCCCCGUCGUGCCCGCCUCCCGCAGCUGCCGCUUGAUUUCAAGUCUCGUGCGCCCCGCGGCCGGCCUCGCCGCCCGUUAGACCCUCACGUCUGGUCUGCCCUGGCUCUCGUGUCCAGUGAGGUCACGUGGCACGCCCUCAGCCCCCGGCCGCCCGUCGAGCUCUGGGAAUCGGAGAAGCAGCUCCCGGCGGGGAAACCGACAUCCCCGGAUCCCCGGCCUGCGGAGGUCCAGGGAUGGGCAUCCCAACACUCCCGGGGUCACCCCAGUUCUCCCCACCUCCCAUCUCCCGGCUCUUUACGGGUGGGAGGCCUCUAAUUGGGACGGGGAGGAGGGCGGAGGGCCCCCGUCUGGCUUCAAGGCAGAGGGGAAGGCCGCGCGCCUGUGCCGGCCCCAGAAAAUGGGGAAGCCCGAUCGUCGGCAGGGGCCCCGAGGAAGUCCUGAGAGAGGAAGUCCUGACUCGCUCCGGUCCGAGAGAUUUCAAGUCGGCCCCGCGUGUCUUGGAGAGAUGCUGCCCCGCCGCCCACCGUAAGGGGCCGAGGAGUGCCCGGGAGCGGCGGCCCGGGGGACGAGGAGGCAGGAGGCCGGUGGGUCGACCGGAACGGUUUCUCCUCCGCCGGCCGCCCGGGUUCGUUUCCGGACGAGUCCGGCACUGUCUGGCCCUGCCCCCCAGAAAGGGCCGUUUCCCCCCCCCCCCCGGCCCUCCUUGCGCUUGCCCUCGGUGGGAGGAGGAGAGGCGACACGUAAAGAUGCCCGGGGCGCUUGGGCAGGGAACGCUGCCCAGCGCCAAGCAGUGCCAAGCCCCGCGUCCUCAACUUUCCUCGUCUUGUUUUGUAAAACGUGUCGGGGCGGGAAGCGGGGAGGGCCCAGAUCAGGAUGGGGAGGUUCGGGCGGGUGGAAUCGGCGCACUGGCGUAAUGGAGGUAUUGUAUUCGAGGGAGGGAUGGUCAGGCACCCAUCUAGGAUUGAGAAGGACGGUGAACUUUGAGGCUACGUGACCCGCUUAAUUUUUGGUGGUUUUUUUUUUUUUUUUGGAUAAAAAUGUGCUUCUCCCCCCUCUCCCGCCCCCGGCUGUGUAGCAAACCGUUUCGAUCCACGGUGGUGCCUUACUCUUCCGUUGAAGCUGUUCUCUUCGUCCAUCAAUAAAUACGUCAGUGUUUAAAAACCA